Messenger RNA from Protomyces lactucae-debilis, 909 nucleotides. Its product is annotated as nucleophile aminohydrolase. Lineage: Eukaryota; Fungi; Ascomycota; Taphrinomycetes; Taphrinales; Protomycetaceae. Bases 127 to 855 code for a protein of 242 amino acids. Gene Ontology annotation, cellular component: proteasome core complex, alpha-subunit complex; cytosol; proteasome core complex. Gene Ontology annotation, biological process: ubiquitin-dependent protein catabolic process. The record is from RefSeq and is a predicted model, not a curated record. The transcript has a single exon.
CUCAAAAUGGGUCGAAGUCACUCGAAGGAGAGGACGCGUCCACUCACAGCAACGACCAACCCCUCAGCUACAGCACUAAUAACCUACAAGAAGCAACUGACGUGCGUCUAGCCUCUUGUCACAAUCAUGAGCUCCUAUGACCGCAUGAUCACCAUCUUCUCGCCGGACGGCCGACUCUACCAAGUCGAAUACGCUUUCAAGGCCAUUUCCGCAGCGGGCAUCACGACAGUCGGUGUGCGUGGCAAAGACUGCGCCGUUGUCCUCUCCCAAAAGAAAGUGCCAGAUAAGCUCCUCGACCCGACCAGUGUCACGCAAUGUUUUCGCAUCACUCCGACCAUUGGUUGUGUCAUGACGGGUGCUCAAGCGGAUGCGCGCGCUGCGGUGACGCGCGCCCGUUCAGAAGCGGCAGAAUUUAGGUAUACCUAUGGUUAUGAGAUGCCAUGUGAUGCGUUGGCUAAGCGAAUUGCCAAUAUCAAUCAGGUGUACACACAGCGUGCAGCCAUGAGACCCUUGGGUGUGACGAUGACAUUGAUUGCGAUGGAUGAGGAGAAAGGACCGCAGUUGUUCAAGUGUGAUCCUGCUGGCUACUUUGUGGGAUACAAGGCGACGAGCUCAGGUCCCAAGCAGCAGGAAGCGACGAAUUACUUGGAGAAGAAGCUCAAAAAGGACAGUGCAGUGGAGACAUGGCAGGAUACCGUUGAUUUGGCCAUCAAUACAUUGUCGUCAGUGCUGAGCGUGGACUUCAAGGCAACAGAGCUUGAGAUUGGUAUCGUAGGCGGGGACAAGGUGCCCUUCAGGAUGCUCUCGACGGAUGAAAUUGAUGCACGACUACAAGCAAUCGCAGACAAGGCAUAGAGCAAAUCAAAGCAAUUAUGUGAUGCAGUCCUCUCAUUAAAAUGCCUACCUGCC